Platichthys flesus (European flounder) is the source of this 6169-nucleotide messenger RNA. Its product is annotated as solute carrier family 45 member 4-like. Bases 834 to 3326 code for a protein of 830 amino acids. Gene Ontology annotation, molecular function: sucrose:proton symporter activity. Gene Ontology annotation, biological process: transmembrane transport. The record is from RefSeq and is a predicted model, not a curated record. The transcript is spliced from 13 exons. Gene Ontology annotation, cellular component: membrane. Lineage: Eukaryota; Metazoa; Chordata; Actinopteri; Pleuronectiformes; Pleuronectidae.
CAGUGCGACUGAUGCGGGUAGUGAGCCAGAUGCUCGCUCGGUUAGCUAGCGGAGGUUAGCCGGGACGUGCUAACUUCAAAUCCAGAGGGGUUCACCUGCUGCACCUACACCACAACGCGGAUGUGGCCCCACUUCACUUCAGAGGAAGUGCGACGUCAGCAGGCUGCUGUGUGACUCAGUCGCUUGGAACCUGAUUUGCCCUGAAGUACACUUGGAUGCACGUGCACCGACUUCUCCUGAUGCACAGACUUCUGCUGACCCAUGCACUAAUCUCACACAUGUGCACGACCUCUGACACACACUGGCGAGCAACGGCAAACACAGUUGCUGACCCGUUCUGCACAUGCACAGGGUUACUGGGAACCGUACUGCAAACAUUGCCAUGCCUCUCCUCCCUUCUCUUCCACUCUUCACCGCUCCUCCCCUCUGCAUACCUCUGGAGCUGCACAGAACUUCUCGGCUCCUUCUGAAUUUUUUGUUUGUGCAAGUCACACUGAGGAACACCAGCGCUCUCCUUCUGAGCCACUGAGUCGUGCACAUUGAUCAGAUUUCAGCAUCCAUGGCCAUAGGAUACAAUGUAUGGAACUAAUUUUUGCCGUAUCUAAUUUUUGGAUGGAUUAAUCUCAUUGUAAUGAUGACCACUGCCUCCUCCUCAAUUAUUUGUGAUUUCCAGCCCAGAAUACAUUGGCCAACCGAGAUGUUCACUCAUUAAUUUUCUGGAUAUCUCGGGCUCCUCUACGGAUAUUACAUGCUCUAUUAGGAUAUUGGAAAAUACAACAUUGUGCUUAUAUCUAAAACACAAAAGUGGCAAUAAGGGAUAUACACCGACAUAUAUGUAUCCUGCGAACGAAAUGGCUCCAUUUAAGUCAAACCAGACGAUAAUGGAAGGUGAAGCAGAGGAGAGGGAAGGUUCUGAUCUCCCAGUGAAGAGAAAACCUAAGGACGACGAAGAAGAGAGUGAGCAGGAGGUGGAGGGCAGAGAUGUGCAGAUCCCUCUGCAUCGCUGGGUGAUGCACGGGGCAGUGAUGUUUGGACGUGAGUUCUGCUACGCCAUGGAAACAGCCCUGGUGACGCCCGUGCUGCUGCAGAUAGGCCUUCCUGAGCAAUACUACAGUUUAACCUGGUUCCUCAGUCCCAUACUCGGUCUCCUCUUCACACCCUUGAUCGGCUCAGCCAGUGACCGAUGCACUCUUCGAUGGGGCAGAAGACGACCAUUCAUUCUGGCCUUGUGUGUGGGUGUGCUGCUGGGAGUGGCCCUGUUUUUAAAUGGCUCAUUGCUAGGUCUUUCCCUUGGCGACAGCCUCAACAACCAGCCCAUUGGCAUCGUCCUUACUGUGUUAGGUGUGGUGGUGUUGGACUUCAGUGCUGAUGCCUCGGAAGGACCAAUCAGAGCUUACCUUCUGGAUGUUGCUGACACUGAGGAGCAAGAUAUGGCCCUGAAUAUUCAUGCCUUCUCUGCCGGGCUCGGUGGAGCAGUGGGCUACAUGUUGGGAGGCCUGGACUGGACUGGCACAGCUCUCGGCCAAACAUUUAAGUCACAGGAACAAGUUCUUUUCCUGUUUGCGGGGAUCAUCUUCAUUAUCUCGGUCAUACUGCAUAUGUUCAGUAUCCCUGAGCAAUCUUUCUCUCCAUCUUACCUGCUUAAAGUCACAGACAUUGGGGAUUCUACCAGCCAGUUGUCUUUUAGGCCUGUCGGCCACGCACCUUUACUUGAUGUGAUUGCAGAGGAGGAUGCUUCUGCUCAGGCCACAUCUCAGGAGAAUAACGAAUCAGACCCAGAAGAAAGCGAAAUGGAUUUCCUUACUAUGGAGAGAGUGCGAAGUAAAAGCGACUCAAUCUUAGCCAUGGCAGUGUCCACGAUCGAGCUGGAUCCUGACCUCCACCCAGAUACACAGCUUUUCCUUCCAGAGAUGCAUCACCUGAACUCAGAGCGUCAGGGAGAGCUAGAAUACGCUUUCAAGUCAUCAGACCCCAGAAUAUGUCCAUCGUCUCCACCUGGUGGAUCAUCCGCCCUGACUGACGUGACGAUCUUAGAACCAAAAUACCCUGAGCAAAAGGAUCCAACAAACGGUCCUGGUUCUCUCCGUCAGAGCAGUUCUGGCCAUGAGGGCUUACAUCAGAGACAGCAGGUCAAGGCUGCCAAUGGUAUCAAUACUUGCGUAUCCUCUCCUGAUCACACCAAUACAGAGAAAGGCCACGCCUCCAGUAAGCCCGGGACCCGCCCCCUGAACACAUCAGUUUCAUCGAGGCCACAUCGACACACCUUUUACAGACAGCCUUCCUUUACGUUCUCCUACUACGGACGAGUUGGAUCGCAGCGCUUUCGACUUCGACGGACGACACCUUCCAGCCCUCGGCAAAUCACCACCACCCGGAGUCUGAAUGACCUGAGUGAUCUCCAGGGCCACACGGACCGGAGAUUGUUGCAGCUGUCAGCCAGCAGUCUGUCGUCGGAGGGCUCAAGCAGUGAGGGAGAACCAGACAGGGGGACAACUGUUCGACUGCUGUGGUUGUCCAUGUUGAAGAUGCCAAGGCAGCUGUGGAGAUUGUGUAUAUGUCACCUCCUCACAUGGUUUGCCUAUAUAGCUCAAGCUGUGUUUUAUACUGAUUUCAUGGGACAAGUCAUCUUCCAAGGAGACCCCACGGCAGCAGCCAAUUCCACAGAGCUACAGAAUUAUCACAGAGGAGUGCAGAUGGGCUGCUGGGGACUGGUGGUCUACGCUGCUACUGCUGCUGUCUGCUCUGCCAUCCUUCAGAAGUACCUGGAUAAUUUUGAUCUGAGCAUCAAGGCCGUAUACAUCGUUGGAACUCUGGGAUUUUCAAUAGGAACUGCAAUAAUGGCGAUCUUCCCUAAUGUCUACGUUGCCAUGGUGAUGAUCAGCGGCAUGGGCAUCAUCUCCAUGAGUAUCUCCUACUGUCCCUAUGCAUUACUUGGGCAGUAUCAUGAAAUCAAAGAGUACAUUCACCACAGUCCAGCAAACACUCGAAGAGGUUUUGGUAUUGACUGCGCCAUCUUAUCGUGCCAGGUCUAUAUCAGCCAAAUUUUGGUUGCAUCGGCCCUCGGAGCUGUGGUGGAGGCAGUUGGCAGCGUGCGUGUCAUUCCUAUAGUGGCCUCUGGAGGCUCCUUCCUUGGCUUCCUUACGGCCUGUUUCCUUGUCAUUUAUCCCGAUACGGAGCCCAGCAGCUCGCCGCCGGACAAGGGUGUGGCGGAUUUUUCUGUAGAAUCGAAACAGAACGGAGAAAGGACCAGUGACCAGAGACUGGCUCUGCUGAACCUCACAGACCCAGACGAUUUGCAGAAGACACAGAAUUACUCUGUUGCCUAAGUAUGAACAAGGUUUCUCCUCAUCAGGUACAAGCCGCAGCAUGUGAGGAGUAUACCAAAUUCAUCUGCUCCACAUUUUUGAUGGUCUGUGCUUUUCCGGAGGAGGAAAGAGUAGAGGACUGACGGGAAGAACAAGCUCAGUGUUGUGCUGCUCUGCUUGUUUUGAUGCUACCUCAACCUUAAACCAAAUCAAUGCUUGGAUGGAUGAUGAUAAAUUGUUUAAACACAAGAGAGUCACAAGACUGGGUUUCUAUGAUGCUAUACAGAGGCAGCUGGACUUGUUGUUUCACUUCUCAUCUGAGAGGCUUCUGUAACUUAGCUGAGCUGCUUGUUCAAUGCCCUUUCUGAUCUGACAUUGACGUCUGUCCUGGGUGAUCCGAUCAUGCAUGACCACAUUCUUACAACAGUGUCAACAUGUGUCCUGUGCCACGUUUAAGAACUGCUUAUUACUCAACUGACAUCAUCUGGCCACGGACAGUUUCAUAAUAAACCCAAAAAUAUUUUACACUUGUCAGUAUUUCGCAGGAUUUGACAUAUUUGAAGUCGGCAGUUUGAUUAUAUCGAUUAAAAAAAAGAUCUAUUUCAACACCCAUCCUAUUCAAUCAUUCACCUUCUCACCAACAUAUUUACAAUAGACUGGCUCAAAACAACACAACAUGUUUGGUCCCAUACAGAUGUUUGUUUGAAUUCGUGUGGAGACACGUUUUCAUACCAGAUUGGAACUGAACCGAUCUGUCCACUUCUGUUCAAAUCACCAGAGGCCCAUGUUAAUACCAGGUGUAAACGUGGCUCCAGAGAGUUGUUGAAGUCACAUGUGAGCUGCUGACUCUUCACAGACAUGUGACCUGUGAUUUAGCUUGGCUGUUGAAACUAACUUACCUCAGACUGCUGAAGUAAACUCAUUCUUUUGUUGCGGAAACAUAAAUGGGAAGCACAGAGCACUUUCUGUCUCACUACUGAACAGUGCUUUCACACUGAUCUUACAGAGCGAUGUAAAGGGCUGCUCUAUAACUGCUUAGUAGACAAUCAUAACACUAGCAAUGUUAGUCUGUGUAACUCUGCUCUACUUCUAGAUGUAUAUAUUUGUUCAAAUCUGUUGUUUUAUAACUGCCACACAGUUUGCAAAGGUCAGGCUUCUACAGCUGUUACAGAAUAAUACAGAACUGUUUUUUUGAAUCAUUUCUUAUUUACAUUUAUGACUUAAGAACCUGUUAGUGUGCAGUUAAAAGUGCUCUUUUCAUAUAUUUAUUUGUUUCUUGCCUUAACAGAAACACAUAAAAUCUGGAUUCCAUGCUGAUGGUAGACUUUGCUUUGCUAUCCCUGUGAAUUCCCUCUGUAAAUGGUAGCUAAUUUAUGAUGGCCUCUCAAAUGGGAUUUCAAGAUUUGGGAUUUUAAUGGAAUUGUGUUGCAGGGGGGAUUUUAGUUUUGCUCUGUUGACUGAAUUUGAAUUAUAUUUUUAAAUAUACAUUCCAAACACAGUUGAAAUGGGGAACUAGUGAAAGACGAGCCUUGGCUAAUCAUGAAGCCUCUGUCAUAUACACACUUAAACAGGAAACCUUUGUCAUCAGUAAAGGGACUUUGUACUCUGUGCUUUGUUCAGGAUGCCUUGCUUUGUGUAGUGUGCCUUUGUGAUCAUUUAACAGCUAUGAAACUUUCGUGCUGUAGGGAGAUUAACUCUUACUCCCAUGCUGCCACAGGCUCUGCUGAGUACUGUUCAGUGUUUAGUCUCUAUCUCCAACCCUUGAACACAUAUUCAGCUUCACAAAUCUAAUAAGCUCCAGACAUCAGGGUAGACUCUUCUCUGUGAAUGCUUUUCUUCAGUAAAACCUUAUCACUGUUGAGAGUUGGUGUAAAUGCCCAGAGCCUUAAAAUCACUGAUGAGAGCAUUAUCUGUUUAAUUUUGGAGGAUUUAUGUCACAUGGUCUGUAAAAAUGCUGCAUAUUGAAUGUUAGACAGGAGAGCUUCUAUGCAAGGCCAGCGUCUGAUCUACAGGACGCAAACUUGAAAAAACCUUGUUCUUGCUGCUGCUUGUUCUGACCUUCAAAUUACAGGACGCGGUGAAGAUAUUACACAGAUUUUUAGAUUUCAAUAUGUUUAUUGUCACUGAGCUCAAUAGUGACAUUUUUACUGUAUUUAUCAGUAAUCGGACAAUGCUCUCUAUUUAUGGGGACCUUUUAUUACUUCUAACUAUGCCAGUGCUUUGCCUGUCAUGACAGAAACACAUCUUUUAUCUGUUCACUGUCAUUUAGUAUUUAAGGCCUCAAGAUUUACACAACCUGAUUUACAAAGGGAACAUCCUCAUUCGGUGGAUUUCUGAGUCUACUGACAAGUGCUGAGAUAAUCGGUCCGAGCUAAGAUAUUAAAUCACUAAUUUCUAACUGUAAAUGUAGCAGCGACUCUGUAAGUGUAUGAGCCAUUGUGUUCAAAUAGGGAAUUGUUCAGAGGAUGUUUUUGACUUAGAGGCAAGGGUUCACAGUUUUGUCAGUGUUAGGAAUUCAAUUUUGUAAUCUUAAUGUUUUUCUACCGAUAAGGCACUAGCACAGGAAGUAUCCAGCCUGGAAUAUGAUGUUAAAUCUUUCUUUUCACUUUAUUCGUCAGUAAAUUGAAAGAGUAUUCUUUACAGCUUCUGUCUCUAUAACAUAAACACAGUUUUUCAUUGGAAACUACUGAAUGAGAAAAAUAACUAUUUGUGACCUGAUUUUAUAAAAAUGUUAUGAAACGUUUGGGAUGAUGGUCUAUGUCACUGGUCUGGUUUCUAUUGCUUCUUGCUGCUGUACAGAAUUUUGUAGAACAAAUAUUGGUAUUUUUUUAUACCAAUUAUUUGAAAAAGAGACUAUGACUACA